ACAUUUAUACAAAACGAUGUUAAAUGUCUACACUAUGUUUCCGUUAAAAAUUAAACAAUACAUUUUAUUUAGGCAAAGCUUGUACGCUUUUAAAAUAUUGUACAUUUCACAAAAUAAUUUUGGCAUUGAAUUUGAAUGUGUGAGUGUCCCUAAGAGUUGCUCGCUAGAAACUGAUUUCCGAAUAUGAAAACCCCGAUUAAAUACAGCUCGAAUCAUUCGAGCGAACAAAGAAUGUACAUAAACCGGUUUUGUAUUAAAAACGCUAGUACAAAGGUACUCAUCUAUACGUUGUAACGAUGAGUACCAAAUAUUAGGAUGGUAAUACCUUAAGUCGGGCUGUUAGCACUACAUACCUGUGACAUUAGUGUAUUUGUAGUGUCCUGCGCAUGACAAGUAAUUUUAAUUUUUUAUUGAUCGUCUUGUUUAAACUUGAAAGAUUCAUCACAGGUGCAUGGACAAACCAUUUAUCAACAUUUCACGAAACUUCUGAAGUAUAAUAUGAAACAUAAUAUUUUUUCACUUUUCCAUUUUGAUAAAAUUGAACGACGUAAACUUAGUACAAUUAAUGCAAAUGUGCAAUUAAUACAAAACAACAAUAACAACAACAAAACAAAAAUGAGACAAGAACAAAAACAACAACAAAGCAAAAGCAACAACCAAAAUGGCGAUAUAAUGGAUCUCGAAAUUUCACUUGUAGAUACAUUCCGCUAAAAUGUCUCCGUACUUUAUUUGGAAUGUGCAAUCUUUAAUUAUAUGAGGUUGACACGAUUAAUACCAUAUCAAAGAUAGUUCUACACCGAAAACGAUACCUUCGAGCAACAGAGUAAUCAUGGCAACAGGGUCUUCAAGCAACUCAGGAAUUGCGGACAACCAGGCGUACACGCACAGGUGUCAUAAUCUGAUAACGAAUGUUGGUGGUAUGGUAUAUAGACACAUUCUCCAAAACGAGCUUGAUUGCAGGAGAACAAGUUUAGAAGAAUUUUUGAAAAACAAUAAGCAGGCCAUAACUGAUUUGAAAACAAAUCGAGAUCUUUUAAAUGUUUUGUUUCCGAGAAAUGAAGCGGCUAAAACAGAUGCAGAGUUUGACAUAUCGGCAAUAGCAUUUUUACUGCGAAACUUCUUCACCAAAGACGGCGAAACACUACACAUCGGUUUUUACAGAUCCGGAGAUCCCACAUUAAUAGAUGGAAAUACAAAAGCAUGGAACUGGUCAGUGGAUGACAUGUAUCCUUGGAAUACCAGUGUAAUAUACGAUAUAACAAGAAUUAAAGAAUAUAGAAAUAUGAUUCAUCACAUAGUGAACACAAAGAAAUGGCUAACAGAGAUUGAUUUCAAAAGACAUUGGUGUGGUAUGUCAGCGGCUCUCUUAAAUCUUGGGCGUGUUUUUGGAAUACCAAACAUGUUUUUUGAGAUAGAGACAGUUUUGCGUGAGAAUCUUGACCCCAAAAGACAGGACGAAACUCCGAAGAUGAGUACCAUGGCAACAGAACCUGACAAUUUGAAAGAAUGUUCCGCAAGAGAGAUGGCUUUUCGACAAAAGUCUUUUUCUGACGUUUUUGUGGAGACUGAGGCAUAUAGAAAUAUCUCACGACGUCUACAGGAGAAAAAAAUAGUUGUUAUAAGUGGAAAUCAUGGAGAGGGCAAAAGUACAAUUGCAUUGAAGCUAAUUUCAGAACAUUAUUCAAAAGGAUACAGAAUACUAAAAACACCCGAAGACUGGAGAUCUGUGAGCACCGAAACUUGUGAUGUAAUAUUGAUUGACGACAUGUUUGGAAUUGCUGUUCUUGACGAAAGUGAUUUAAAAAAUUGGCAGCGCUAUCUAAAUGAAAUGCAGCAGGCAGAUGGUGUAUUCAUUAUAAUAACGAUAAAGCCGCACAUUCUACAACAAGUUAAGAAACGUAUUCCAUUAAAGCUUUGGACCUGGUUUGAUGACAAUGUUGAAAAAGUCAUAUCUGAGAAAAUGUCAAAUGAUGAGCGCCGUGAUAUUCUGAAGAGUCAUUUGAACGUAAACGGACGUGAAGUAAAUAAUGUUUCUUUAGACGACUGUCUCACAAAGUAUACAAAUCAACAAUCGGCAAUGUUUAACAUAGGUUUUCCUCAGUGUGCAAGUAUGUAUGCCAAAUAUCUAGAACUCUUUGAAAAUUCUGGAUUCACGUUUUUCGAAAAGCCGAUAUAUUUUAUCAAAAACUGUCUUCGUGAUAUGUUGAAUGGAGACACUAAUUCUUUCUCAGCAUUUUCUUUCUUAUGGUCACAAUCAAACCAGACAGUGACGAUAACAGAAGUAGAGAAUAAGGAAAAGGACGAACACAGUGAAAUUUCUCGACGAUUAAAGCUAUGCAAAGUGCCCUCAUCAUCUUUUGUUAAAGACACAUUGCUUUUAUACAAAGACGGAUUCAUUAACUAUAUUGAAGACAACGAGGAAUUCCGCUUUAGUCAUGAUAUUAUUGCCGACGUAGUAGGUUUACUGGUUUGUGAGAAGGAUAUCAACAAUGGCAUCAAUCUAUGCUCACUUGAUUUUCUCAUGACGUACGUCACAACAGCCGACAUAACAGAUAAUGAACGAAUAGUAAAAGUAUAUAUAACGAAGUCAAGAUUUGAACUAUUGCUCAAACGGCUGUUGUAUUUUUAUAGAUCAAAUAAGAAGGUUCUAUCUCAUGAUGCCUUCGGAAAUGAAAAUUUCGUUUCAGAGUUACAGAAGAGAGAAGAUGUAGACCUUAAAAUCUUUGAAAUAUUUCAUGACGCGUGUACUGAAGGUGCUAGUAAUACUGUUUCGUGUAUGUUAAAAUGUGGAAUAGAAGGACAUGAAGUAGAGGGAUUUAGUCCCAUACACAUGGCUGCAAAUUCUGGUCACUAUAAAAUCGUAUCUUUAUUCGCUGAGAAAAAUCCCGAACUACUCAAAUUGAAGAUUUCAGGUGGAGAAAAUAUAUCACAAAAGUAUCGAGGAGCAACAAUAUUACACAUAGCAGUUCUUAACGGGUUUGAUGCGAUGAUAAAUGAAUUUUUUAAGCAUGCUGAUGUCAAAUUAAGAGAUUGUGAAGGAAACACGCCAUUACUCCUUUCUAUAAAGGAGCGUAAAAAUAAAAUAACACGGAUUUUUCUUACAGCUCAAGAUGCUGAAAUCAAUACACCUGACUUUAAUCUUUCAACCCCUCUGAUGGAAGCAGUAAAAAACAAAAGUCUUAAGAUCGUUAAGAUGCUUCUUAGUUACAAGGUUAAGGAUAUAAAUUGCCUAAAUAUGAAUAAUCAAACAGCACUCGACAUUGCUCAUCUAAAAGAAGAUAAUAAAAUAGUGAAAAAACUAAAGGAUUACGGAGCUAAAACCGCAAAAGAAUUGACUGAUCUGAAUGAGUGAAUAAUGAAUAGGUGCUUUGUAUUAUGCUAUGCAAUUGCAAGCAUAGGUCAGAACGUACUUCCACAUAUAUAAUAAUAACAAUAUUUUGGCGGAACAGGUACUCGUACAAAUCAUUUAUGGAAAGCCUUGACUGUCUUAUGAUUUUAAAAAUGAACGUUGUUGUGUCACUCGUUCUUUAUACGAUGUGCACUCAUGAGUAUAUUAUGUAGAUGCAUCUUUAUAUGAAGUCAACUCAACAAUAUAUGAUGUCAAUGUGACUUUAUAUGAUGUCGCCCAGUCAUUAUACGAUGUGCAUUUAUGAAAAUAUUAUGUGGUUGCAUCAUUAUAUACAGUCAACUUAUCAAUAUAUUAUGUCAAUCUUUCAUUAUACGAUGUGCAUCUAUUAUUAUACGAUGUGCAUUUAUUAUUAUACGACGUGCUUCUAUUAUUAUACGAUGUGCAUUUAUGAAUAUAUUAUGUGGUUGCAUCAUUAUAUACAGUAAACUUAUCAAUGUAAUUUGGGAACAGUCAAACUGUUGGCCCGAGGUGGAGGGGUAGUGUUUUGAACUGUUGCCCAAGGCCGUAGGCCGAGGGCAACAGUUCAAAACACUAUCCCGACACCGAGGGACAACUGUUUGACUGUUUCCAAAAUCACAUAUGAAAUAACUGUUUUAUUACCUGAUCAAUUACUGUUUUAACAGACUUGCAGAAGAAAAAAGGUAUAAGAAAAUAGUUAUGCCCAUAUGUUCAUAAUUAACCUUAAUACUUUAUGUCACGUCACGUCUGGUUCAUGAUCAAGAUCGAUGGGCGCUUCAAGUGGGAUCCUCUAUGACGUCAAUGACGUCAGAACACACGAGGGAAACAGUCGAAACUGUUGACCGGUCAACAGUUUGCGAACGUUGACGUUUUAAGAAUUUCAGAAAACAGUGAAAAAUACCAAAUAACAUUUAUAUAAUGCAUCAGGUAAUAAUAUACGAUGUGCAUCUAUUAUUAUACGAUGUGCAUUUAUGAAUUUAUUAUAUACUUAUAAAUGAAAUAUUGAGAAAUAUUGAUGAAAUAAAAUGUGUAUUUUCA
This is a messenger RNA of Ruditapes philippinarum (Manila clam), 4405 nucleotides long. RefSeq lists its product as uncharacterized. The coding region runs from base 830 to 3352 and encodes 840 amino acids. The record is from RefSeq and is a predicted model, not a curated record. The transcript is spliced from 7 exons. Gene Ontology annotation, molecular function: protein binding. Lineage: Eukaryota; Metazoa; Mollusca; Bivalvia; Venerida; Veneridae.